This is a messenger RNA of Acanthaster planci (crown-of-thorns starfish), 2804 nucleotides long. RefSeq names its product TM2 domain containing 2 (gene tm2d2). Lineage: Eukaryota; Metazoa; Echinodermata; Asteroidea; Valvatida; Acanthasteridae. The record is from RefSeq and is a predicted model, not a curated record.
GAGGGCGACAUUUGUUUUCAAUUGUCAUCAAGAAUACAUGCAAGAUGUCCACUUCCCGUGUAAAUUUUCUUGCAACGUCAACGUUUGUUGCAUUUUUGGCGUAUUUGCUGUCCUUUUUCUCCGAAAUUCAUGCGGAAAGUCACGAAAUAAUUGUUCCAGAUGUGAAGAAAUGUUGGGAUGAGUCAUGUGGAGUGAAGUACAACCCCAAGUCACCCUUGAUACGAUGUGAAUUGGCGCCAUCGGAAUAUGUGGAGUGUGAGACACCAAUUGAUUUGUUUGCAGUUAAUGGAAACACUACCAAAGAGCCAGGAGAAUUUGGAUGCACACAAUAUGGCAAGCAACGUUAUGAAGAGGUACAGACAACACAAGUUUACUGUACAGUUCUCCCUGGCAUUGAAUGUUAUGGUAAUAGGACCUUCAUCAAAGACAAUGUGCCCUGCAUCAAAUAUACCGGGCACUAUUUUGUGACAACCCUCUUAUUUUCAAUUCUGCUGGGCUUUUUUGGAGUGGAUAGAUUCUGUCUGGGUCAUGUCGGAAUGGCUGUAGGAAAACUACUAACGCUUGGAGGCUUCGGUGUGUGGUGGAUUGUGGAUAUCAUCUUGUUAUGCACUGGUAAUCUGAUGCCUAUUGAUGGCAGUAACUGGUGUCCGAAUUAUUGAUGAGUGGGUACCAGGCAUUGGUUGAAGUGAUUGACUGCUGUGAUGAGCCACAUAUCCUUCAAAGCUAUGUCUGUACAAGGACUCAUUUGUCUCGUGACGUCCUCAACAUCUGUAGACUCCCAGAUUGGAAAUAUCUUUGACCAUCCACCAAAUCUUGGGUUUGUCUCCAGCAUCAGCUCCAGGUUUCAGCUGCAUAAUUUUGGUAAUUAUUGACUGCCAGUAGCUGUCAUGGCUGUCCUCUUAUUGUUAAAUGAGAGGAUGCCCAUAGAGGUUCAUGCUCACAAACAACAGAAGGCAUAGUUUACUAAAUGAAAAUGGAGUGAUGUUAAGGAAAUUGUGAUAAAUACUUGCUGAUGUACUUGCUUUCAUUUGAAAAAGAUGAAAUCAGUGUUUCCCCCUUGUUAAAUUACUUCUCUGAAAUAAUUCCCACAUAUCAGUGUUUGACUGGUUAUCUCUAACAGCACCAGAUUGGUUUAGUAUGCUGUUUGAAAUACACGUGUAGGUUUAGUUUAAGCAAAUUUCUGACCAUGGUUCAGUUAUCUGGAAUUAAUCCACCUCAUCAGCUCCCCACUUCAUAAUUUUUUUAUCAUUAAGACAAAGAUCUUCAGUGUGAGGAAACUUUAAAGCUGGAAAACAUACUUUUUACAUACAUAACAUUUUUGUAGUAUUUUUGUGGGUGAGAUGUUGUUAUUCACAAUAUAACAAAAGCUUGACAUUGCUUUUUUUUUUAAAGUAUGACUGAUAAAAUAUGAUUUUUAGGAAUAAUGUGUUUGAAGUUUCCCUUUACUGUGCAUGCAUAUUGUAUGACAUAAGUUGUAACAAGUUUAAGUUUGGACAAAGAACAAUUAGAUACAUAAGGAGGUUGCCCUGCAAUCGACAAAAUGAAUUGCGCCCUCUUCAAAAUCUGCCUUUGCUAUAGCAAAUAGCGCCCUCUAUGUACCACAUGGCAUGACUAAUGCAGUAGUUAUUUUUUAUAGUGGCCGAACAAAUGUGUUUGUUAGUUCGUGAUACCGAAGGUCGAAUGAAUUAGUUGGCGUCCAUCCGAUUGGCCAACAAAGCCUUAGAUUGUGCGGGUAUGAUGCGGGGGAGGUAAUGCCUUUGGAGGAAUGGCUUGCUUUUCUGUGGGAGAUUGCUUAAGAUCUUGCCUCCCAAGUCUUUCUUGAACUGAUAGCUUGCAAAGCCACAAGCAUGUAACCUUGGUGACAAGCCGCAAGCAAAAUAAAUCACAGUUGAGUCACCAGGAUUCGUUUAAGCAUGGUAUAGCUGAGUUUAAUGACAUCAAUAAACCACUGCUUAAAAAAAGGGGUGAGGUUUAUUGUCAAGGUUAGAAGUCUCUGGAAAAUGAAUCGGCAGUGCAUAUUGUGCUCGAUUAAUUUUCCCUCGAAAGUUCUACAUUUCUUGGAAGCACACAAUAUUGACUUGAAUCUUUCUUUUUUGAGCAACCUUAAGUUUAUUGAAAGUGGAAAUGAAGACAUUUUUUUGUAUUUCCCUGUCGUAAUCUGCAUGUCAAUCUUUUCAAAUUGUGGAUCAUUCUGUGUAUGCAGCUGGUCUUAAAAAUCAGUCUUGGCAAUAGUGCGUCAGUGUCUGGAAAGAUGUACAUGUAUACGUGUAGUCACUUCCUCGGCUGUUAGUAUCUAACAGUCAACUGUUUUCUGUGCUUGAAGUUUUCACGAUUGUACUCUGCAUGGGUCCCUGAUUUCCCGCCUUUUGGUCAUGGCUUUAAUGCAGGUUAAUACGCCACCUGUAGUUUUGCGUCAUUGCACGCACAGACAUCCAACCAACUUGAUCCAGUUUAAAGUAUUGACGUGAAAAGUGCAGAUCGGAUGUAGAAAAAUAAAUCUGCUGGUCCGUUCUUUGCAGAAGAAAUCGUCAUUUCUCGGAAUAUCCCCACGUUUUUUCUUUUUUUUUGAAAGGAUUUGGUAGUAUAGGCCUACUGUUGCGUUUUGAUUUUCUGAAAAUUCGUUUUCUGACGCAUUUGGUUUUACUUUGAUUUGGGGGGUCAUUAAACCCUGGUUGUCAAUUCGACUUCAAGAAGACUAAUAUCAAAUAUUGAAAUGGUAAGUCUAUGAUGGCAGUUAUUCUGUUUAACCUCAGUCGGUGAUUAAAAUUUACAAAAACUUUGUUUGCUACACCAUGUAUCUUGAA